UCAAAAGCCAUCUCAAAGAGAAGUCAUUCUAACUUUUAUAGAUCCAGAAGGGUCCAAAGCAGCUGUGGCAGGAAAACAAAGUAGCACUGGUAUCAUCAAUUUUCCUGACUUCAAGAUCCCAGCUGACCCAGAAUAUGGUUUGUGGGCAAUUGAAGCGAAAUAUAAAGAAGGUUUCACAACUAAAGGAUUAGCACAUUUUGAAAUUAAAUUUAAAAGGCGGGGUUUAUUCUUGAGGCAACCACACGUCUCUAUCUCAAUAGAACCAGAAAAUGACUUCAUUAGUCAUAAAAACUUUGAGAACUUCAAGAUUAUUAUAAAAGCAAGUGAUUCUUACGAUGAAAAUGCAACUGAGGCUGAUGUUUCUGUCUUUUUCGGAAUAAGAAGUGAUUUAGGUGGUACGACAGAAAGCAUGCAUGAAGCAACACAGAAGACACAGCUGAUCAAUGGAACUGCACAGAUCCAUUUUAACACUUCAAAGGCAAUUGAAAAUCUGUCAUAUACAAGCCUACAAGAUUUAGACAACAAAUACCUCAAUGUUUUUGUGAAAGUAAAAAAACACACAGGUAGACUCUUUGAAGAAACCAAAAUGACCGAUGUCAGAUACAUCCUGUCUCCCUAUGCACUGAAUUUGGCUGCUACCCCUCCUCUGAAACCUGGGAUCCCCUAUUCCAUCAAGGUGCAGGUGGAGGACGUGUCUGCCCAUUCUGUAGAAGGGAUAACAGUAGCCCUGGAACCAAAAGUAGUGGAUAAAACUCAGGAGAAGCGACACCUGGCUCCAAGGAAAAGCACCACGGGUUAUGAUGGAGUAGCCUCGUUUGUGGUUAACAUUCCCCCUGAUGCGACAGCCCUGGAGCUUCAUGUUAGAACUGAUGAUCCAGACCUUCCUGACGAGCAUGAGGCCAGCAACGACUACCAAAUAGUGGCCUACUCAUCUCCCAGCCAAAGUUUCCUUUCUCUUAACUGGACAGAGAGUUACAAGAGUUUGCCUGUGGGAGAAUGUUUCAGUAUAACUGUUACUCCUAAAAGCCCACACAUUGACAAAAUCACACACUAUUAUUACUUGAUUGUAUCAAAGGGCAAAAUUGUACACUUUGGCAGAGAGAAGAAACUCCCAGGUUCAUCACACCAAAUUUUAAACCUAUCUGUGACUGAGUCCAUGGCUCCUGCAGCCCGUCUCCUGGUAUAUUACAUCAUCUUAGGAGAGCAGAGAACAGAAUUAGUGUCUGACUCAGUCUGUCUGAGCAUUGAAGACCCGUGUAGCAACCAGCUCCAGAUCCAUCUGUCUCCAAAUGAAGACAUACAAGGUGCUGUAUCUCUUGUAAUGGAUACUCAGUCCGAAUCAUGGGUAGCAUUAACAGCGCUGAGUACUGCUACAUAUGACAUCCAGGAAAGAAGCAAAAAUCCCAAGGAAAGAAUGCUUGGAGCUUUAUAUAAAAACGAUGCGGGCUGUGGAGCGAGUGGAGGCAGAAGCAGCACUGAAGUGUUCUGCUUGGCAGGACUCACUGUCCUCACCAAUGCAAAUGAAGAAGCCUUCCAACAAAACGAUGGAUCGUGUAAGAAAAUUCUUAGGUCGAGAAGAUCCUCGAAAGAGUUAACAGAUUUAGCAUCCCAGUUCAGACACCCUGUGAUCCGGAAGUGCUGCGAAGAUGGAACCAGACCAAGUAGGCAGAGCUGUGAGGCGAGAGCGAGACGGAUUACCAUUGGCCCGAAGUGUGUGAAUGCUUUCCUUCAGUGUUGUGAGCUGAAGGAAAGCAGUUCUAACACGUAUGUGGCUUUGGGAAGGGCAACAGAAUCAAAAUAUGUGAUAAAGCAUACAGUAGGAUUUACAAGCAAAACAGAAAACUGGUUGUGGGAAGUAUACCAUGUUCCCAAAAGGCAUCAACAAGAGUUAGCAAUACCUGGGUUUCCAGCUACCUGGGAAAUACAAGGUGUUAGCAUCUCAGAUAAAGGUCUGUGUGUUGCCGAUGUGCUGCACUUGCAGGUAGACAAGGACCAUAUCCAGGUCACAAGACUCAAAUGAAAAAAAAUGUUUCUAGCAUCAAAACUCCAGGAAUCUAAUGCUCACCUAAGAAGCAAUGGUGAUGUUCCCACAUCCCUCUUGGACCACGAGCUCCUAGAAGAUGGAAACUAGCUUCUAGAAUAAUGGAACCCAACGAGAAUGGCCUUGACCCUGCUGUCAUGUGGACCUACAGUCUUUCCACUCCCUCUUCCACCUCCCAUGCUGAUCCCUGAGCCUUGAGCUGAAGGGUUGUGAAACAGGAGUCCUGGGGCUGAGCAAAUCUGAGUUAAAGUACAAAUUAAAUAUAAUUUUUUGUUUUAAAUUAAAUUUAAUUGACAUUCAGCUUUGAAAAUUAAUUUUUUUAAUUUGAUGUUUUGUGAUGCUUUUGAAUUUCUGAAAAUCCCAGUGCUUGGGAGGCAGAGACAGGAGAUGACUGUUGCAAGCUCAAAGCCAGCCUGUCUACAUAUUGACUUCUAGACCAACCAAGGCACUUAGCAGAACCCUGUCUCAGUAAAAUAAAAUAAAAUAGGUCUUGCAAAGCCGCUCUUAUUUAAGAACUUAAAGUGCGCUUGGAAAUUAAAGUAUUACUGCCAAAAGAAUAAGCAUCUAUUAAUGCUGGCAAAUGUAAGAAGCUUUCGUGAAACUUAUGGUUUUUGAAAAAUACAUGGCCUGGUGUACAAGUUA
Nannospalax galili (Upper Galilee mountains blind mole rat) is the source of this 2683-nucleotide messenger RNA. RefSeq names its product complement C5-like. Bases 410 to 2020 code for a protein of 536 amino acids. Lineage: Eukaryota; Metazoa; Chordata; Mammalia; Rodentia; Spalacidae. Gene Ontology annotation, cellular component: extracellular region. Gene Ontology annotation, molecular function: endopeptidase inhibitor activity. The transcript has 18 exons. The record is from RefSeq and is a predicted model, not a curated record.